AUGUUGGCACAGAGAGUCGCUCAGCAAUCGCUGCGCAGAUUAGCAGCAACCCCCUCCCGCAAUGCAGCACUCCUCAAAUUCUCACUCACCCCCACCGCAAUCCUCACAUCUCCUCAAUUCCGACAAGUCGCAACCCAAAAAAUGACCCCAACAGACUCAUACCAGAUCCUCGUCGAGCAACGCAAAAAACGCCCCACCUCCCCCCAUCUCACCAUCUACGAGCCACAAAUCCCGUGGAUCCUAUCCGCGCUGAACAGAAUCACCGGUAGUGUGCUCUCUGGCGCAUUUUACAUCUUCGGUAGUGCGUACCUGGUUGCGCCGCUUUUGGGCUGGAAUUUGAGUUCUGUUAGUAUGGCGGCGGCUUUUGGGAGUUGGCCGGUAAUUGCGAAGGUGGCUACGAAGUUGCUUCUCGCUUUCCCGUUUACGUUUCAUUCGUUUAAUGGAUUGAGACAUUUGGCGUGGGAUAUGGGGAAGGCGUUUAAGAAUCAGACGGUUAUUAAGAGUGGGUGGGCGGUUGUUGGGUUGAGUACUGUUAGUGCUUUGGCGUUGGCUCUUUUUGUUUAA
Molecule: messenger RNA, 564 nt
Organism: Glarea lozoyensis ATCC 20868
Lineage: Eukaryota; Fungi; Ascomycota; Leotiomycetes; Helotiales; Helotiaceae
Product: Fumarate reductase respiratory complex transmembrane subunit
Exons: 4
Coding region: 1-564 (187 amino acids)
Biological process (GO): tricarboxylic acid cycle; mitochondrial electron transport, succinate to ubiquinone
Cellular component (GO): membrane
Molecular function (GO): succinate dehydrogenase activity; electron transfer activity
Source: RefSeq, a predicted model, not a curated record